AAUUGAAAUGUAGAUUUUUAGGUUUUUACUUUCAGAAAUUUUCAAUGUAUGAUUAGAAGAAUUCUAGUGAAGGUUAAAGUUUCAGGGUUGCUCCGCCCUCUGAUACGCCUCCGUCAUGGAUACUGAGUUUGAGAAGAGGUUGGGGAAGAAGAUAUCAGGAUCAACGAUAAAUUAUUCACAAAUCUCACCACAGAAAAGAUGCACAGUUAUGUCACCUGUCACAUCGCCGCGAAUGCUAAAGAAGCAGUUGACCCCAGUGAACUCUCCACAGAAGGAGAAAUACGGGGAUAGAUUUAUACCGAGCAGAGCAGGGAAUAAUUGGCAGACUUCGUUCAGUCUUAUUCAGGAGAAAACCACAACAACUAAACGAGUAGGACGGGAUGGAGCUGAGGGAGCCAAGGAUAUGUCCCUCUCCAUGUACUCGUGUCUACUCAAGAACGAGGUCCUAGGAACACAAAUAGAGGACUUCAAGGAGACUUCGGACGAAAGACGAGCGUUUGCUCCGAUUACAGAGGACAAAAAUCUCUUCUCGUUUCGUCCUAAACGUCCGAGUGUAAUCAAUGAAUAUAGUUCCCCCUACUCCCUCUCACCCGUGUCUUCCAAAAGUCAGAAACUCCUGAAAUCUCCGAGAAAAGCGUCGCGAAAAAUUUCUAAAAUUCCGUUUAAAGUUCUGGACGCACCGGAGCUGCAGGACGAUUUCUACCUGAACCUGGUGGAUUGGAGUUCACAGAAUGUGCUCAGUGUAGGACUCGGAGCUUGUGUAUAUUUGUGGUCGGCCUGCACAUCUCAGGUAACUCGGUUGUGUGAUUUGACGACAGACAACGACACUGUUACCUCGGUGUCCUGGGCAGAGCGUGGGAAUCUAGUUGCUGUUGGAACACAUCGAGGAUAUGUUCAAAUCUGGGAUGUGACUGCUAACAAGAAACUAAAUGUAUUGGAGGGGCAUAGUGCAAGGGUUGGUGCUUUAGCCUGGAAUGGAGAUAUGUUGUCUAGUGGGAGCCGGGAUAGAUUAAUCCUACAACGGGAUAUUAGAACUCCAAGUUUAGCUCCUGAGCGUAGAUUGGCCGGCCAUAGACAAGAGGUUUGCGGGCUCAAGUGGUCACCAGAUAAUCAAUAUUUAGCCAGUGGUGGAAACGACAACAAAUUGUUUGUUUGGAAUUUAUCAAGUACAUCACCCAUGCAGACUUAUACAGAUCAUCUAGCAGCUGUCAAGGCAAUAGCUUGGUCCCCUCACCAUCACGGUUUGCUGGCUAGUGGCGGAGGUACAGCUGAUCGUUGUAUCAGGUUCUGGAAUACUCUGACUGGCCAGGCCAUGCAGUCAGUAGAUACAGGCAGUCAGGUUGCCAAGUUGACCGGACACAGUUUUAGAGUUCUUUACCUAGCAAUGUCUCCUGAUGGAGAAGCAAUAGUUACCGGUGCAGGAGACGAAACUCUUAGAUUCUGGAAUGUUUUCAGCAAAGCCAGAAGUCAAAAGGAAUGUAAGUCUGCACUCAACCUCUUCACUAGUAUACGCUAAGAUUGGAGGUUGUCCUGUUCAUAUGAGGAGGCCAUUUUGUGCAUACGAGGAGGCCAUCUUGUUCAUGCGAGGAGGUCAUCUUGUUUAUACCAGAAGGCCAUCUUGUUCAUACGAGGAGGCCAUCUUGUUCAUACGAGGGGCCAUCUUGUUCAUACGAGGAGGCCAUCUUGUUCAUACGAGGAGGCCAUCUUGUUCAUACGAGGAGGCCAUCUUGUUCAUACGAAGAGGCCAUUUUGUUCAUACGAGGAGGCCAUCUUGUUCAUACGAGGAGGCCAUCUUGUACAUACGAGGAGGCCAUAUAGUUCAUACAAGGAGGCCAUCUUGUUCAUGCGAGGAGGCCAUCUUUUUCAUGCGAGGAGGCCAUCUUGUUCAUAUGAGGGUGCCAUCUUGUACAUACGAGGAGGCCAUCUUGUACAUACAAGGAGGCCAUCUUGUUCAUGCUAAAGGACAAUUUUUCCCACCUCCAACACCUAUUAUAUAUUUAUGUAAAUGUCAGCUAGUCGAAUUCAAGAUUUAAAAAUUUAUUUAAAAUUUUCUCUGAUAGACUGGAACUAAAAUUUAAUUCAGAUCUUUGAAUGAAACUAAGCGAGAUUUUGAUUCAGAUGAAGGCAAUAAUUGGAGUUUUUUUAUUUUCGUAAUUUCUCAAUAAAUUUACCAAAUUGCAAAAGGAAUCCGGAAUUCUCGUUUAUAUGGCUAAAAAGUUGUAAAAUUGUCUCCAGAUCUGACUACUAUGUCGUUCUCCAAUUGUUGGGCCCUGAAAUCGAUACCAAUUAUAGUUUGGGCCCUAAACCCUACUUUUAAAAAAAUGGAAUUUUUCUGCAAAAUAUUUUUUUUUAGUUUUUUGUGCCUUCGUUUACGUUUUGUUAUUGUCAGGCUUAGUUUCCAGUUGUUGAAGGUUACAUUUCUAGUAUAUUCUUACAAUAUAUAAAUGUAAAUAAAUAGAUUUCAUUUA
Molecule: messenger RNA, 2468 nt
Organism: Eurytemora carolleeae
Lineage: Eukaryota; Metazoa; Arthropoda; Copepoda; Calanoida; Temoridae
Gene: fzr
Product: fizzy-related protein homolog
Biological process (GO): anaphase-promoting complex-dependent catabolic process; positive regulation of ubiquitin protein ligase activity; positive regulation of anaphase-promoting complex-dependent catabolic process
Cellular component (GO): anaphase-promoting complex
Molecular function (GO): ubiquitin ligase activator activity; protein binding; anaphase-promoting complex binding
Source: RefSeq, a predicted model, not a curated record